AAAACAACUUAUACAUCUCUUGUUCGUAAAAGUCUGCUGGAGCCUGCAAAUAAAUUUCAACAUUUUCUCUCUCUUUGGAACGUUCUUUCUAUGGAAACCUAACCAUGAUUACGUACCCACCCAUUAUUUAAUUCGUUUUGGGUUUUCUUUCAAUCAUUCAAGAUUGAAGGAACACGGGGAAAGAGACUUUCAAUUUUCAGUUUUUAAUAUUUCCCCAAAAUAAAGGGUUAGGGUUUCCAAUUUUUACAAAUUACAAAAUCCUGUUUUUUGUUCGAGUACUUUGAAAUUCAUGCAAGUUUUGUGUCUGGUGUGUUGUUCCUGAAUCAAAUCGAAGAAAAGAAUUUGAUUAAUUUUUCUUCUUUUGUGUGUUUGGGAAAAAUGGAUUUGGGGAUUUCUGAUGAGAUGUUAGGGACUUUUGUUCCAAUUCUAGUUUAUUGGAUUUAUUCUGGUAUUUAUGUUGUUUUGGGAUUGUUUGCUGAAGAUUAUAGGUUACAUACAAAACAAGAUGAGGAUGAAAAGAAUUUGGUUUCUAAGAUUGAUGUUGUUAAAGGAGUUCUUCUUCAACAAGCAGUUCAGGCUGUGGUUGCAACUCUUUUGUUUGCUGUGACAGGAAGUGAUAGCCAAAUUAGUACCAACGAGAACACUUCUCUCCUUGUUUUAGCAAGACAAUUUGUUACUGCUAUGUUGGUAAUGGACACAUGGCAAUACUUUAUGCACAGAUACAUGCAUCAGAACAAGUUCCUAUACAAACACUUUCACUCUCUACAUCACAGACUCAUCGUACCCUAUUCGUUCGGAGCUCUGUACAAUCACCCCGUCGAGGGGCUUCUCAACGACACCAUAGGCGGGGCUUUAUCUUUCCUCCUUUCUGGUAUGAGUCCUCGAGCAUCCAUCUUCUUCUUCUCCUUUGCCACCAUUAAAACUGUUGACGACCACUGCGGGUUAUGGCUCCCCGGCAACCUAUUCCAAAUGUUUUUCAACAACAAUUCUGCUUACCACGACGUACACCAUCAACUCUACGGCAAUAAGUACAACUUCUCACAACCAUUCUUUGUUAUGUGGGACAAAAUGUUGGGUACCUACAUGCCAUACUCAUUGGAGAAGAGGUCAAGUGGGGGUUUUGAAACUAGACCCUGCAAAGAUUACAAAGAUGAAUGAGUAAUUAACCUUUUCUGCUUGAUGAGUAUUCUUUAUGUGUACCAGUAUUGUUUUUUUUCCACGUUAUCAUGAUGAGAGUGACCAUGCCUGUAUAUACGUAUGUGUCUUAUUCUAUAUUUUUCUUUGGUUUAUUUAUGUUCAUACUAGAUAGUUUUAAUAAAGAAUAUUGAGGAGCAACCUAUUAAAGUGUUUUUUACCCUUGUAUUGCUGGCUGCUAUAGCAAUUUUUGUUUUGAAUAGACAAAUGUUGGUGUAUUAAUUGCUAUAUUAUGUCAAUAUUGUAUUGUUCACCA
Cicer arietinum (chickpea) is the source of this 1450-nucleotide messenger RNA. Its product is annotated as sphinganine C4-monooxygenase 1. NCBI's taxonomy places the organism in Eukaryota, Viridiplantae, Streptophyta, Magnoliopsida, Fabales, Fabaceae. Gene Ontology annotation, biological process: lipid biosynthetic process. The record is from RefSeq and is a predicted model, not a curated record. Gene Ontology annotation, molecular function: oxidoreductase activity; iron ion binding.